GAAAAAAUUUCGCGUCCUUUUCCAGUAUCCAGACAGCAGCCUUACUGUUACGUUCAGUAUUCUAAAGCUUCAUAAUGAAGUUCAUUACCGUCUGUGUAAUUGUGUGCGCUUUAGCGCUUAAUUUGUAUCUAAACUGUGCAGAUAUUGCAGUACAGAGAGUUCAUUAUAAUAUUACUCAAUUUAUCGCGGAAGAACUCGAACGAGAAAAAGAGCAACCCUUCGAUCCUGCUACUUGGAACAGUAGCCUGCUUCAGCAAUAUGAUGCAUUGGCGAAUUCAAUCAAUGCAACGUGGCUGAAAUGCAACGAAAUAUUCUCUAAGCCAGAAUAUCAAGUCGACAUGUUUUCAAGUACAGCAGUUGGAACCAACACUCGUAAAUGUCUUGUAGACUGUACGCUGCGUUUGAUGGGAGUGGUCACGAAUGAUGACCUUGAUACUUCAGUUUAUAUUGACAUAAUCAAUCAACUUCGCGAUAAUUACACAUCAUUCGACAUAGCCGAUGAAGAUUGUUAUACUCUUGAUGAGGAUAAUCCCUGGAAACUGGAAGAAGUUUAUCCUGACAUGUGCCACAUACUCUUUGUGGCGAAUGCUGAUGCUGAACACUGUGUCAAUCUAAAGGAUCCUCAUGGCGACCUCUGUCAAUCGUCUUGGAUGAAGUUGAGUUGCUUGAUGCGAAGACACCGGCAGAAAUUCAAAAGAAGUCCAUUUUAUCCUAUUUUUGCGGAUACGAGUCGGUUGAGUCAAACGGGUCAGUCUCGGGGUUAGUUGAAUCAAGCGAUGCAGCAUUCGUUGUCAAGACCUUGACACAAAGAUCUACACUACACGGAACAUUUGCUGAUUUUAUCGAUGCCGUUGCGUCGUAUUUCAAUUAAAAAUUUGACUUUGUCACUGUGAUUUCGUGGCGAAUAAACGAUUUUCUUUUGCUGUCGCA
Messenger RNA from Bradysia coprophila, 930 nucleotides. RefSeq lists its product as uncharacterized. NCBI's taxonomy places the organism in Eukaryota, Metazoa, Arthropoda, Insecta, Diptera, Sciaridae. The record is from RefSeq and is a predicted model, not a curated record.